AUGCCCGGUCACACGAAGCGGUCGCACGUGCUGAGCGCGCGCGCGCACGAGUACGUCGACGCGGCGACGCUGCCGAAGACGUUCGUGUGGAACGACGUCAAGGGACACAACUUUUUGACGAAGUCGCUGAAUCAGCACAUCCCUCAGUAUUGCGGUUCGUGCUGGGCGCACGGUGCGAUGAGCGCGCUGGCGGAUCGAAUUCAAAUUGCGAGCGGGAAGAAACGAGCGCAAGACGUGAACUUGGCGAUUCAGCACAUUCUAAACUGCGGGACGGAAAUCGCGGGGUCCUGUCACGGGGGAUCGCACACCGGAGCUUAUCAAUUCGUUCACGACACUGGAUUCGUGCCGUACGACACGUGUUUGCCCUACGAAGCGUGCAGUGCGGAAUCUACCGAAGGUAACUGCGCGCGAGGUGGUGAUUACACGUGCACGGCGAUGAACACCUGCCGAACGUGCAGCACGUUUGCGGAAUUCGGCGGCUUUUGCAGCGCGCUGUCAACGUUCCCGAACGCCACCGUCGCGGAGUACGGGAUGAUCUCGGGUGAAAAGGAAAUCAUGGCUGAAAUUUUCGCUCGCGGUCCCGUGUCUGCGGGGAUCGAUGCCGAUGGAUUGCGAGGUUACGUCGGCGGCAUCUACAAAGACACGCCGGAUUUCGAAAUCAAUCACAUCGUCUCCAUCGUCGGCUGGGGUACCGCGGAUGAUGGAACCAAAUACUGGGUCGUGCGUAACUCGUGGGGUCAAUACUGGGGAGAGAUGGGUUUUUUUCGCAUCAUUCGAGGCGUGAACUCUCUCGGAAUCGAAGACGAAGUCGCGUGGGCGACGCCCGGCUCUUGGACCCACAUGAACUUCGCGUGCUACGAAGACGGGAGCAACUGUAUUCGCAAGAAGGACUACGUCGACCCAUCCACGCCCGGACGCAAGCCGUACGGCGAGUAUCAUCUGGAAAACUAG
Ostreococcus lucimarinus CCE9901 is the source of this 951-nucleotide messenger RNA. RefSeq lists its product with no specific name. The transcript has a single exon. Gene Ontology annotation, cellular component: lysosome. Lineage: Eukaryota; Viridiplantae; Chlorophyta; Mamiellophyceae; Mamiellales; Bathycoccaceae. Gene Ontology annotation, molecular function: cysteine-type endopeptidase activity. The coding region runs from base 1 to 951 and encodes 316 amino acids. The record is from RefSeq and is a predicted model, not a curated record.